AUGUACAACAACGUCCACCAAUCGGACGUUGUCAUCAGAUGUGGCAAUCGAGAGAUCCAUGCGCACAAGGCUCUCUUGAUGGCAAGAUCUGGCUUAUUCUAUACUGCUUUCAGCAGCAAGUUUCCAGUCGCACACGCGGGCACAUACAAAAUCGAGGGCCACGAGCCUGAGCUCGUCGACUGCAUGAUCCGAUUCAUCUGCGACGCACCCCUCGAUGAGGCCUACAAGGCGGCUUCGGGAUCUUUACACAACCGUGCUCUCCGACUGUUCAUGAUUACCAACGAGUACCAAGUUCCCGAAAUGGGACGAGUUCUCACCAGGUACCUGGUCGACUACUGCGACGGUCAUGUCAAACGCCUUCGCCGCAUCCUCGGUCAAGUCGCUGCGUUGUACCAAGACCAUGUAAUCGCCGACCGGUCUCUCAUCAACGGAGUCGCAGCUUUGUUGCGUACGGAGCAUUGCCGCAUACUCACAAGAAGUGUGCCAGAGGUCUUGGAGAUCCUCUAUGUCCAGCGAACGACACGUCUCGGCUUCAGGUCUUCGACCGCGACAUCGACGCUCUUCCCGCCCGUCUCAAUGGCCGACUACUUGCUGCGUGACCUCAAGGGCGAGCUCUACGACCCCGUGUUUGGGCGUAAGCUCAAGAAACCGCCCGUCGCACUUCCAAAUCGGCCGUUCAGGAGUAAGAAGAGCGAGCGUCGCUAG
Molecule: messenger RNA, 705 nt
Organism: Aureobasidium namibiae CBS 147.97
Lineage: Eukaryota; Fungi; Ascomycota; Dothideomycetes; Dothideales; Saccotheciaceae
Exons: 1
Coding region: 1-705 (234 amino acids)
Molecular function (GO): protein binding
Source: RefSeq, a predicted model, not a curated record